Ogataea angusta is the source of this 2112-nucleotide messenger RNA. RefSeq lists its product as uncharacterized. Bases 1 to 2112 code for a protein of 703 amino acids. The transcript has a single exon. The record is from RefSeq and is a predicted model, not a curated record. NCBI's taxonomy places the organism in Eukaryota, Fungi, Ascomycota, Pichiomycetes, Pichiales, Pichiaceae. Gene Ontology annotation, molecular function: nucleic acid binding; ATP binding; RNA helicase activity.
AUGGUGACUGCCGCACAGAAGCUCAUUUUGAAGCGCAGGAAGGCGCAGAAACAGCGUCAGAAGAGGCAGAAACUUGGCUCUGGCAAGGCUGCGCCCAAAAAAUCCCAGAUAGUGGCUGACAACGAGCUGAGAUGGAAACCUGUCGAGAUUCCAGAUACCCUGGAUGAUUACGAGGGAUUUUACGGGCUGGAGGAAAUCGAUGGUGUUGAUGUCAAAAUGGAAGAUGGACAAGUCAGGUUUGUUGUGAAAGAUGAGAAUAAGCUCGUCAAGGAAGGAGAGAAGACGGAGGACACUGAUAAUAAGGAAAAGGAUGCAAACGAUUCAGAAAAUGCAGAUAAUGACAGUGAGCAGCAAUCAGAUGGUUUCGAAAGGGGUGAGGAAAAAGUUCUUGCUGAGGAUGAAAAGGAAUUGAAGUCGAAUGUGUUUGCGGCUUUGAAGGAGGACCUACCGGAGGAUGUGGAUCUGCCCGAAUGGAGUUGCCUUAACCUUUCUGCCAAUACGUUGCAAGGAUUACAGAAGCUGGGGUUCCAAAAGCCUACCGAGAUUCAAAAAGCUACUAUUCCACUUGCUGUGGAUGGAAAGGAUGUUAUUGGUAAAGCCAUUACUGGUUCCGGUAAGACACUGGCGUAUGGUAUACCAAUCCUUGAGAAAGCUUUGAGCAACAAACAAGAACAUCUCAACGGUAUUGUUUUCACGCCUACAAGAGAACUGGCCAAUCAAGUGAUGAAGCAUUUGCAGGAACUGUUCAAAUACACUCCUUUCCAUGACAAAUCUGUUAUAUCUCUCACUGGUGGUCUCUCUAUCCAGAAACAGGAGAGAUUGUUGGGAUACAAACCUCGGGUGGUGAUUGCCACCCCGGGACGUUUUCUGGAGAUUUUAGAAAAGAAGACCGAAAAUGCAGUGCAACUUGCGUCUGCUGACAUUUUAGUCUGCGACGAGGCUGAUAGAUUACUGCAGGACGGGCACUUUGAUGAACUAGGCAAGAUCCUGGAAAUACUACACAACCACCGGCCAAAAGUGUAUGGCCAUAAGUUCCAGUCUCUGGUUUUCUCGGCAACCUUUUCUCAAGAUCUUUUUGGAAAACUGGAAAAAGCCAAGAAGCGUACCUUUGACAGCGAGGAAGCGAUCGUCAAGAUGCUUUCCAAGCAUCUAAAAUUUAGGUCCAAACCGGAAUAUGUGGACGUGAAUCCUACAGAGAUCGUGGCUAAUAGCAUUACAGAAGCUAUGAUUCCGUGUGGAGCCCAAGAGAGGGAUCUCAUGCUGUACUAUUUCCUCACCAUGUUUCCUGGUGUCACAUUAGUAUUCGCCAACGCUAUUGAUUCAGUUAAGAGACUGGCUCCGAUGUUGAACAACUUGGGAAUCCCAACUGUGUCGCUACACUCUUCGAUGAUACAAAAACAGCGUUUGAGGUCUUUGGAGCGUUUCAAGGCCAAUUCUGAAAAGGCUAUCAGAGAAAAGAAGUCUUCCGUGCUAAUUGCAUCGGACGUUGCUGCCAGGGGGUUAGACAUUCCAGGCAUUCACCACGUGGUACAUUAUCACAUUCCCCGUACAGCAGACACUUAUAUUCACCGCUCUGGAAGAACAGCGAGAGCUGGACGCGAAGGUGUUUCGAUUAUACUUUGCUCUCCAAACGAGGCUUCAGGUCCAUUGAAACAGCUCAGAAAGACUGUUGCUAAUAAGGAAGUUGACGAAUUGAAAACACUUCCACUUGAAAUGGACAUUCUGGACCAGCUGCGUGAAAGACUCGAGUUGAGUGCCAAACUGGCCCAGGCAGAGCUCAGCAGUCAGAUUGUGAACAAAGAGAAAACGUGGAUUGAAAAAGCUGCUGAUGACCUGGGAAUCGAGGAUCUGAGCGAUUUAGAGGAGGAUGAUUUUCUGAAAAGAGAUAGAAAGCGGAAAGAGGGCAAGCAGUUGACGAAACAGGACGCACAAAGCUACAGAGCACAGCUGAAACAAAUGCUGCGCCAGCCUCUGAGAAAAGGCGGAAGACGAUCGUAUAUUGCAGGAGGCCUGACCAACCUUGCGGAUAUCCUUGCCAGAGGAGGGGACUCCAAUAUCUUGGGGUACAAUCAGAAAGAUGCACUACAGGUGCUGAAAAAAAAGAAGAAAUAA